AGAACAGAAACCAUGCGCGUCACUGCAUUAUCUUGGGUUUGCGCCACAGAUGUUGACCUAACUUCGCACCCGCGCUGCAGAAAAGCUCAGCAGCGGAUAGGUUCGUCUGCAGAAGCCCGAGGCCAGCUUUGGAGGUGCGCGUCCUCCUCAGUAGAGGAUGCUUCGAGGACCAGGCUCAGGCGCGAAGGGGUUAAGUCAGACCCUGUCCACAGGCGCUCAACUUGCCCAGUUUUGUCUCUUAAAAUCAACGUCUCCCAGCCGGGGCCAGCCAAUCCGCGGCCCGGAGCGCCCUGGACGGCCCCGCGAAGGGGCGUGGCCCGGGGCUGUCACUCAGGGGUGAGGAAUGACACCCGGGGUUGGGGAGGGGGCGGGGGACGGCGGAACGCAAGCAAAGGAAAGAGAAGAAACAGAUAAAUCCAGGGCACCGGGUAAAGAGGUGCCCUGCUUCUCUGCGAAUCCAGCGGCCGCCGCAGCCUGCGGGGGAGGGCGGUGGGUCCGAGGAGCCAGCCCGGCAGGGCAGAGCGCGGACCGGCCAGGAAAGGAAUCCGGCCGGGGCAGAGGAGAGCGGCGCCCAGGCAAAGGGACCGCGGAGCCGAGGGGUCCCAGGCCCGUCCCCUCCACUUCCCCGAGGGCGGACCUCGCCUGCCCCGAGGGCGCCGGCCGAUGAGAUAACCGCGGAGCUGCGCGCAGAGAGCCGAGCGUCCAGAGCUGCGUCGGGGGCGGGGGUCUCCGGGCGGGGGUCGCAGCUUCCGCGCCGACCCUGGGACAGCGCAGGGCGGGGGCCGCCGAGCCGCGUGGGAGGGGGCUGCAGGGGCCAGGCGAGCGCGGCCCCCUAGCGUCUCCGCCCCUCCCGGAGCCGCCCCGCGCCCCAGCGGCCACUCCGGCCCGCGGCGCAGAUGGCUGUGCGCGGCGCCAACACCUUGACGCCCUUCUCCAUCCAGGCGAUCCUCAACAAGAAGGAGGAGCGCGGCGGGCUGGCCGCGCCGGAGGGGCCCCCCGGGUCCGGGGGCGCGGCGGUGGCGGUGGCCGCGGCUCCCGCCGUCUGCUGCUGGCGGCUCUUUGGGGAGACGGACGCGGGCGCGCUGGGGGGCGCCGAAGACUCUCUGCGGCCGUCUUCUGCCCAGACCAGAAGAGCUGUGGGGAAGACUGCGGAGAGCCCGGGCGGCUGGGACUCCGACUCUGCGCUCAGCGAGGAGAACGAGGGCCGGCGGCGCUGCACGGACGCGCCGGGAGCCAGCGGGCCCGGCCGCGGCGGGGGCAUCCUGGGCCUCGAUCCACCGGGCGCCUGCGAGCUGCACGCAGCCAAGGACCUGGAGGAGGAAGUCGCGGGCCGCAGUGACAGCGAGAUGUCAGCCAGCAUUUCAGGCGACCGCAGCCCGAGAGCCGAGGACGAUGCCGUGGGCCCGGGAGGUGCACGCGUGCCGGGGCUGUGCGGUGGGGCCGGCAGCGGGAGCGGCGGCGGAGCGGCCGGCGCAGCGGCGGCGGAGGAGGAGGAAGAGCCCGCGGCACCCAAGCCGCGCAAGAAGCGCUCGCGGGCCGCCUUCUCCCACGCCCAGGUCUUCGAGCUCGAGCGCCGUUUCAACCACCAGCGCUACCUGUCCGGGCCCGAGCGCGCUGACCUGGCCGCCUCGCUGAAGCUCACCGAGACGCAGGUGAAGAUCUGGUUCCAAAACCGUCGUUACAAGACCAAGCGCCGGCAAAUGGCCGCAGACCUGCUGGCAUCGGCGCCUGCGGCCAAGAAAGUGGCGGUGAAGGUGCUGGUGCGUGACGACCAGAGACAGUACUUGCCCGGCGAGGUGCUGCGGCCGCCCUCGCUCCUGCCGCUGCAGCCUUCCUACUACUACCCCUACUACUGCCUGCCAGGCUGGGCGCUCUCCACCUGCGCGGCCGCCGCGGGCACCCAGUGAGCGGCUGCGGCUGCGGCUGCAGAGGCAGAGACGGAAGCUUGCGCGCAGCUCAGACGGCCGGCCGUGGACGGCUCUUCCCGGGGGCCUCCGGAGAAGUGGACACGAGGAGGAGGAGGAGGAUGCAACCAAGCUGGAGUCCGCUGGCUGGCACGUACGACCUGGUGGCGGAGCAGAGUCUGCGCAGAGGCGCCUCUUUCUAAUUGGACCUAAGGCUGUCCUUGCCUGAGGGCUCUGCUCGCCCCUCUCCUGCCUGCAAGCCCCAGGACAUUAUUUAUUACCGCGACAAUAUAGGAUUGGGAUUUGGAAUUGUGUCUGCCUGGGGACUGUUUUUCCCCAGGGCGGAGAGGACUCCUGGAGACCACAGAGCCUGAAAGUUCCCAGAAUUUCGGGCCUGCCGGGAGCUUCGUGCGCUAGGCCACACUAGUUCAUGGUAUCCAUGCUACCGAUCUAUGUGUAUCUACAUACCUUUUAUUUUUGAAAAUUGCAUUUGUGACAAAGGAGUGCGCAACCCUGGCAGCCCGGGUCAGGAGUUGAUUGGCAUCGUGAAGGGUUGGUGAUGCAGAACUCUGCCCCACCUCUCCCUGGUGUCAGAGGUCAGGAGGGGAGCUCUGUAGGGUGCUGAAUGUAAGGGAGGGAGCUUGUGAGCAGGGGCGGACAAGGGACCACCGCAACUUUCCUUCGCAAAACUCCAAGGCUGCGCCCUAACGGGGUACCUGGGAGCCCGAAACUAGGAGGGCACGCCCAAAUGGUUCUUGGCAGAAAUCUGCUUUCUUUCUUUUAUUUUUCAAAGGAGGUUCAGACCUGUAGCACUUUGCAGUUGUUUGUAUUCAAAUAACGGUCAUUUUUAUAUUCAAUGUGAAGAUCCCCGGCCAGCCUUUCCACGGCGCCCGAAGGCCUGCGCCUGGCCCUGUUUCCACGAUGCGCCCACUGCCCUGGCCUGGGACUCCCUAACCCCUUCACCUGUUCCAAGACAGGUGACCCCUUCUGUCCUGUCAGCCUCGCAGCUUUUUGCCUCCUUAAGGGCACUGUGCACUCUACUAGAGUAUUAUCUUUAAAGAUUGUGAAGUUUGGAAGCUCUAUUCGCUGUAUUUUUUUCCUUUAAUUUAUAAACUUUUAGUUUAACAUGC
This is a messenger RNA of Cavia porcellus (domestic guinea pig), 3034 nucleotides long. RefSeq names its product NK3 homeobox 2 (gene Nkx3-2). Gene Ontology annotation, biological process: regulation of transcription by RNA polymerase II; cell differentiation. Gene Ontology annotation, molecular function: RNA polymerase II cis-regulatory region sequence-specific DNA binding; DNA-binding transcription factor activity, RNA polymerase II-specific. The transcript is spliced from 2 exons. The record is from RefSeq and is a predicted model, not a curated record. The coding region runs from base 897 to 1907 and encodes 336 amino acids. NCBI's taxonomy places the organism in Eukaryota, Metazoa, Chordata, Mammalia, Rodentia, Caviidae. Gene Ontology annotation, cellular component: nucleus.